Molecule: messenger RNA, 7851 nt
Organism: Dermacentor silvarum
Lineage: Eukaryota; Metazoa; Arthropoda; Arachnida; Ixodida; Ixodidae
Biological process (GO): double-strand break repair via homologous recombination; regulation of DNA-templated transcription
Cellular component (GO): nucleus
Source: RefSeq, a predicted model, not a curated record
CGUUGUUUCGCGUCGGACGGCCGCGGCAACUUUGGACGACUUGUCGACUUGUCGUCUACCGUGUUUACUUUUCCUGCUAAUAUGUGCUGUCUUUAUCUAUGUGAUCACUUAUUUUAGACGUAGUACGCAUCCUUUAGGAGUGAUGUGGUAGUGUCAUGCCUUUUGUUUCAUCAACUAGUUCGACUGGCACAGGUAUAGGUGCAUCUUUACAUGUCGUCUGACACAACGCGCGUGCGAGCUCUUCUAGCGGGAAUGAGCAUCAGGCGGUUUGAUUUCACGAAGGAAUUCUAGGAUAUUGGUCAACGUUUGUGAUCAAAUAGGAUAUGACAAAUUAGCAAUUGUUGUGAAUGUAGACACACUCAUCCGCAGAUAUGAGCCACGGUGAAGUUCGAAACCAACCACGGUUCUACAUGUACGACGACGAUGACGACCACCAGUCUCUGUUCGAGGCGUUUGUAUCGCACACAGCUAAAGAUUUGGGCCCGAUAGAUGAGGACUGGUUUUCCAACGAGAGAGCUUCGCAAAUCUCGGAGUGCAGUGAGUUUAGGAGCAGCGGCAGUGUAUUGUCGAAUCCUUGCACUCCGGUCGCAUCUCCGUGCUUGUCCCGCGACAAAGCUGAGACGCCAGGUUCUCCCGCAAAUACUCCCGCGUCAGCGUCCAGCUGCCGACGUAAUGCCAGCUUCCUCGAGUGGACUCCCCUCUCGCCUUCGCCAGUUAUGUCAAAUGUGUUCAAAACCCCAAAAGUGCCAAAGUCAUUUCCACAAAGCCUUGCGGUAAACAAAACCACACCCAGUCCCCUUUGGUCACCAUCUUUGGAGACGCCACCCCAUGGAACUGCUCGGAGCAAACAGGACAUGAAAGCAUUUGCUCCAAGGAACUUGUUUCAUCUGUCAACAAAAGGCCAGCUAAGUCUGUCAUCUGAAAGUGAAGAUGAUUUCAAAGAUGUUCCAUCUGACAAAGAAGAGAACUUUGACUCUGUGCCUGGUAACCUCAAAAAAGAGGUGCCCGUCCACAAGUCAGAGGCACAUAAUGGGAGCCAUUUUAGUUCUGAGGGCAUGCACCAAAAGCAUGUUGAAGGUUCUUGUGAUGUCUUACUGUCAGGCUCACAAAACCACUCAACAUGUACGGACCACGACUUCGUGAAAGUGGCUCCCAAAAGGUACCCCUCUCGAAGGGCAUCAUGCUCAAUAUAUGUUGAUGCCGAAAUAGGAGAAAAUGGAGACUGUGUCAUUCCAAAUGUUGAUAUUGCUUGCCAGGCACAUCAUUUGACAGCAACUGGGACUUGUCAUAGUCAUGUAUCUGACGUGACUGUCAUCACACCCCCAGUUCCUUUGCCUUGUCAGCCAAAGGAGUGCUUAAGGCUCUUAAAGCAAGAGAAUGUCCUAACUGCUCCAUUGAUAUCUUUGCCAUCUGCUGCAAUAAGUUAUAACGCUGCAGCUGGGACUGACGCCAGCUCACAUAGCGAGUUUUCCAGUAGCACUUCAAAGGAAUUCUCAUUUUCUGAAGACAAGAGUGAUGGUGUCUUUGGACGAACUGACCUUUCACUUACCCAGAUGUUUGAAGUGGCUGAAAGCACAAUUGCUUGUAUAGAGGCAGCUGAUAUUGGCUUCACUCAGUGUACUACUUCAGGUAGUGAAGCUCUGUCGGACAGUGGCCCUGGCAGCACUACAAAUGAAGUCAAAUCAAAGAGGCAUAAAGGUGAAGAGAAGAAAACACCAGGCACGCAGCUACUACCGUUGCAUUCUAGGAUCACUCAUGGCAGCAGACCACCAUUAUCCAGAAAAAAAACUGAAGCUUUCAACCAUCUUGACGUAUAUGGCAAGCCACUUGCCACUGCUGGAGGCAGCACCAUAUCAACUGGCUUCAAGACUGGGUCAGGGAAAACAGUUGUUGUACUAGAAUCCUCACUCAAUGCUGCAAAAGGUAUGCUUGCAGUGACUGAUGAAACAAUCAAUGAUGACAAAAAUGUGGAACAACUGAAGGUUGGCCUUGCAGGAAGCAUGGAAGAACACUACAGCAGAGGGAGCCUGCAAGCAGCAGCAGAUUUGGGCCGAAUGACAGCCAGAACAGCUCAGCUUCAUUCUGAAGCUAAAUCCAAAGCAUCAAGCACAGAAUCACCGGAAAACACUGUGUCAACACUGCUCGCCAGUGGUCACGGAAAGGCAGUGAAGGACUUGGAUGUUUCAUCAGCAAAGCCAAAAGCUCAGCCUGGCACGGUCACAUCAGGCUUUGUGACUGCCGGAGGGAAGCCUGUGUACGUGCAGGAGGAAGCACUUGGCCAUGCUCAUCAGUUUCUCUCAGAUGUUCCUACUACAUUGGUCCAAACAGUGAUGCAAAAUAACAAUACGCCAAUGACCUUCACAACUGGCACUGGCAGGGCAGUAACUGUCACUGUUGACAAGCUGACAAAUUCAAAAGAACAGAACAGCAUGUUAAAGUCAGGUUUUACAACAGCAGGAGGCAAGGCUGUCUACGUGCAAGAAGAAGGCAUCAACCGUGCUCGCCAACUUCUUUCUGAAUCUAGUUGUAACGUACCUAGUGAAGAAUUAGUGAGGAAUUCCGUGUCUACAUUGCCAGCUGGUGGUGACAAAAAGGCUGUGAAGGACUUGGGUGACUUUUUAAGGAACCCGAAAGUACAGCCUGGUACAGUCACAUCAGGAUUUGUGACUGCCGGAGGCAAACCUGUGUAUGUGCAGGAGGAAGCACUCAGCCAUGCUCAUCAGCUUCUCUCUGAAGGUCCUGCAGAUUCAUCCAAAAAGAACUUCAAAAUGACACUGUGCCUACACUCUUCACAAGUGGUAUGGGGAAAGCAGUGUGUAUCAGUCAACUCACUGACGAAGUCAAAAGGACAGCAUGGCACAUUUAAAUCAGGUUUUACAACAGCAGGAGGCAAGGCUGUCUACCUACAAGAAGAAGGCCUGAGUCGUGCUCGCCAACUUCUCUCUGAAGACAGUUGCAAGGCACCUGGUGAAGAAUCACGAGAAAGUUCUGUGUCCACACUGCUACCCAGUGGUGAUGGAAAAGUGGUGAAGGACUGGCCUAAUUCGACAACAAAGCAAGAAGCUCAGCCUGGCAAGCUCACAUCAGGCUUUGUAACUGCUGGAGGGAAACCCGUAUAUGUGCAGGAAGAAGCACUCAGCCACGCUCAUCAGGUUCUUUCUGAAGGUUCCACUGUGUCAUCUCGAGCUGUCCUGCAAGAUAGCACUGUGCCAACGUUUUUCACAACUUGCACAGGAAAGGCAUUGACUGUCUCGGCCAACUCACUGGCAAAGUCAAAAGAACAGCACAGCUCGCUGACAUCAGGUUUCACAACAGCAGGAGGUCAGCCUGUACUUGUUAAAGAAGCAGCCCUUAAUCAUGCCCAUCAACUUCUCUCUGAAGUUUCCACCAACGUGCUCAAGGAAAGUUUCCAGCAGAACACUGUCCCCACAUUUUUCACUACCAGUUCUGGAAAGAAAGUGCAGGUUCCGGCAGAUUCUCCGAAAACAGCAGAAUUGCUUCUUGAUGAAAAGAGAGACCUUCUGCCAACUGUUCCUGCAGAGAACUGUAAAGAAGGCAACUUUCUCACAAGACCUGCCAACAUGGAAAAUUCCAGUCAUGUGCUCACCGGCUUCAAGACUGGAUCAGCAAAGGUGGUUUCAGUCUCAAAAAAGUCAUUGUUGAGCGCUCGGAGCAUUCUCAGCAUUGAUGGCGCUGACACAUCCUCUGCGGACCCUUGUGGAUCUGAUAGAAGUGCUGAUCAAGAUGUAUCAAAUGAAGGUGAAAGCAUCCAAAGGCCACCUCUUCAUAACAACAUAGUGUCAGAUUACACCAAGAUAGGGCAGAGGGCACCUGAGUCAAAGCAAGAAGUUUUGAAUCAGGAGGCAAAAAAUUCUACUCCUUCUACUGAUAAAGGUCCCUCGUCUGCAAAUGUCAAGGCGUGUCGGACGUUGUCGGAAAAAAGGACUCCAGCAUCUGGUCUAAACAGAUUCGGGCAUGUCGGAACUCCCAUGUUUUCUUCAAAGAUGAAAUCUGCAUCUAAGACGAGCUUCGUUACGCCAUUCAAAGCAGUUGUUUUGGGCAAGGCACAGACCCCCGUGGCAGCGACAAGGGCUGCGUCAGGUCCACGAAUUUUGUUCCAGGACAAGUCAAUUCGGCCCGGAAGACUUUGGAUCCUGCGGAGGGUUGUGAAGGCUGCUCGGCUCUCUCUCAGAGACGCACUGCAGGGCCAGCACCCAAAGCUUUACUCAUUAAAUCAGUUGAAAAGCUACGGCGUGCUGGAGUCAACUACUGCUAUCAAUUCCCAGAAUGCAGCUGACUUCGUUUUCUACAUCUCUUCCUCGAAUAGUCUUCUGAUAUUGGGAGAUGGUGCCACAUUGCAGCUAGAAUCCACAGACAUGCACUUAGGAAAGGAUGAAUUCUGCAGUGCCUUCUUCAGCAUGCCUGGUGUGGACAGGGACCUGGUUGCUCCAGGAUGGCUGGAAAACCAUUACCGUUGGAUUGUAUGGAAGCUGGCAUCAAUGGAACUGCACUGCCCUCAGGUCUUUGGAGCAAGGUCACUGACACCUGACCAAGUCAUGCUUCAAUUGAAAUACAGAUAUGACAUUGAAAUUGACAACAGCUUCCGGUCUGCACUUCGAAAAAUAUAUGAGAGAGAUGAUGUCCCAAGCAAGGCAUUGGUGCUCUGUGUGUCAGCUUUAGAGUGCAAGGAAGAUGGUGCUGUGCAGUUGGAACUCACUGAUGGCUGGUACAGCAUUCGUGCUGAGUUGGAUGAGCCUCUGUUGAGACUAGCUUCUACAGGACGCCUCUUCGUUGGCCUCAAGCUUAUAACAUCAGGGGCUGAACUUGUGGGCUCUGCUGAGGCUUGCGCCCCACUAGAGGCACCAAAAGAUGCUGCACUGAAGAUAAGCUACAAUUCAACAAGACGCGCACGCUGGGAUGUUCGGCUGGGUUACUUUGCGACACCAAGGCCAUUUCGUGUCUCCCUCGCCUCUCUGCACCCAAAAGGUGGCCUCGUUGGAAGAGUAGACUGCUUGGUCAUCCGGGCCUAUCCUGUCAUGUACCUGGAAAUGCUGCCGAAUGGAAUGGGCGUGAUGAGACAUGAAAAGGAAGAGCGGACAGUUGCAGCCAAGCAUGAGAAAGUACGAGCUGCUUUCAUUGAAAAAUUGACUGCUGAAGUUCUGUCUCAGGUGGAGAAAUCUGACACGGAGGAACUACAGCUGUCUGGCAUCCGGAUGUCGUACUCAGUAAAACAAAUUCAAGGACUGAACUCGGGAAGAGACAUAUGGAAAGCCAUAAAAAAUUCUUCAGACCCUUCAGAAAUUGAGCGAAUCCUAAACGAAGAGCAACUUCGUUUGCUGAGAAGCUUCCAAGAAGAACAAAUGUGCCAUCGGCAGGCAACUAUUCAGCAAAAGCUUGAAAGCGCCUUACAGACAGCCACUGAUGAAAACAAGUGCCCCAAAGAGAGAGUCGUGAUACCUGUUCUGAAAGUGCUUCUUGGUGGCAUUCACGAAGCAGACUUGCGGAAGAACAUCUGCUGCCUGAUGUCUGUGUGGAGGCCAACAGACGACACACAAGCACUGCUGAAGCAAGGCAAAGCUCUUUCAAUCUACAAUGUUAAUGUGACGUGUCCAAGGAACGUACUGCCCGACAUCCAGAACAGUGCUGUGGAGUUGACAACAACAAAAAUGACACAGUUCGAUCCGGCGGAAUGCCCUGAUCACGUUCGCAUUUAUUACAUGCGACAGGUGACCAGUUUCCCUGUGCUGCUCACGGAGAGUGGCUCACAAGGCCGAGCUGUAGACAUUGUUGGUUUUGUGGUUCGUGUCAGCCACCAGAAAGAAGGCACUGUGUUGACACUCACAGACGCCAGGUUCAACUUCGUGCAGCUGGUUGUGGGGAGGAAAGCGUGGGCUGCGGAAGAGAGCAUUGAGAAGGGCAAGUUUCUCUCUGCAACGGACGUCACACUCAGGAUGGCUAAUGCAGACAGAAUCGCCACUGUAGAGACGACGGAGUUCUCUGUGCUGACAAGUUCACCUGCAAACAACAGCCUCCAGCGUGCCCUUUCAGCUCUCAAAACCUCUAUACAGGAUCCAUCAGACUUUGCCGCCACCGCUUUGGCCCGGCUGCAGGCUCCAUUGCGCAUCAGCAGUCCGAGCGUCGCACAGAGACCACAGUAUGCUCCUCAGCCAACUACAAAGCUAGCAUCUCCUGCAACACCUAACAACACUGCACCUGUUAGGUUGCCUGGUGCUAUUUCGAGAACUCCUACUGAGCCAAGGCCAUCAGAUGGCACUAGCGCUGAUGGGCUUAUACUGCCAAAGAGGAAAAUUGAAGUGGAGCCAGGUUCACCUGCCGAGGCACUAUCGAAGCAUGUUCGUUCGAAAAUAGCACUCCUGCAGUGUUACACAGCAUUGGCACCAAUAUCGCUCUUGGAAACUCCACCAUCUGCCAAGGCAAAUGUGCAUUUUCGCAGUGUCAAAGUCAGCCCCAAGAAUGAUCUGCCACAAGAGAGCCCCCCAAUGGACCUUGACUAGAAGCGAGCCUCGUUAAAGUGCAUUUGUGAUGUUCCUUGUGGUUCACACACCAUGGUAACACUUGUAUACUUGCAUUUGCUUGCGGAACAUCUCCAAAAUAGUUAACUUAUUAGUGUUGCCAUCGCUGUGGUUAUCUUAUGUUAUUGUCUAAGUCAAGAAUAGUUUAUAAUCUGUCACAGUGCUUGGUGCACGUGCUACAGUAGUGACAGCCAAGCUUGAGCGACACUUCCAAGAUUUAAUAGUGUUGUGUGCAAGUUAAUGUUGACCAUGUACAGAUUGUUGCUGUUUUAGGCUAGAACAUGCUUUUGGACUUGGAGCUAUGAAUAUGAUUCUUGUUGCAGCAGUAGAAUAUUUGUUUCUAUCAAACCAGCAACAUCUCGAUUGCUUGCAUAUAGCACACAUUCCAGCUAGUUGUAAUGACUGUGGUGUCCCUUGACAAAGUUAAUGCACCCAGAACUCUGUAGAUCAGUUUUUUUUUUUUUUUUUUUUAUGUUAUAGCAGCUUGCCUAUCAGGCUGCCCAACUAGUUGUUUUUCUUAAAAAGAAAGAUUUCUUAUGUCGCCGAUUUUGUUUGAUAUUUAUAACUUCAAUAUUAUGAGCAAAAAUAUCUUCCCAACGGGGGCCGUCCUCACAAGCUCGCUGCACAGUGCAAAAGUGAAAAGUACAUGUACACUAUUGUACGUAGCUGCACACCUAGUGCAGAAUUUCUUAUUGUUUAGCAACAUUUGAGUCCACAGGUAAAACGUGCCGCACGUUCAUUUGACCGACUAAAUAACAGACCUGAUAUUUCAUUCGUUUACUAAAAUUGCAGCUUCCCUAAUAUAACAAAUCGUGCAAUGUUGCCCUGGAUGAAACUAUGCAAACGUAUUCUCAGCUGUAGAGCAGAAAAAAGAAAAAGGUUCCAAAUCGCCCAUAUCAACCUUCAACCACUUCAGCAGCUAGUGGGUUCAGCAUUUUUGCCACUUCACGGACCCACGAGUUCAUGAAACCAUGAUGGCAAGUCCGAAAGUGAGUGCAGCAAGAACGCCACGUGCCGCAUUUGAGAACGCUUUACUGCAGUUGCACGUCUAGCGCACACAUCUGCGUCCACGUGACUACUUGAACUGUUCUGCUGACAUUGAAGGACUUCAUUUCCUCCCAAAGGGGUCCGACCAAACUUUCAUACCUGCGAAAGAACGCACCGGUGCAGAGCGAUUGUUGGUAAACAAUGUGCCAAAGACCGGCUCUAUUUUUUUACCUCCAGGUUGUAUAGACUCCUGAUCAAUGUCCUUCCUCGUUUGCUUCUGGAUUUGUUCUGAAAAAUAAAGUGCAAUAAUACCGAACCAUUCGGCAACAGU